GAGUAUUUUUCAGCAAAGAAAAAAGUUUUGUGUGGACCAAGGAGCCCGGCCGGCCCCACGGCCGCCUGCUCUUAUUAUCGCGUCUGUGAUUGGUCGCCUCGCCUGAGGCAGGGGGUGACGAUUGGUAAACAGUCUCCCUGGCAACCGGGUAACCAGCCUAAUGUCGUCUGCGACCUCUGACGGGCGUAGAUCUGUUGCUCAUUUCUCCAGACGCCGUUGAGGGAUAACAGCACGCGUAUUGACCGCUUUUGGCAGAUGGGGAAAGCUGACAAGAGCUUCCCUCGGUUUCUCCGAUAGCCGGACAACGUUUGCCCCGAUUGUACGGCUAAGAGGGUGGUGAUAUCGUGAGCCGACCGACCGCCCCCCUCCCCACCGGCUAUGGGAUGCGGAAGCAGCAUACAGGUGGCACCGCCAAACACUGAGGGUCUCGCGGGCGAAAUCCCUGGCGAAAAACAGCAGAAAGCCGUCCGCAUUCGGGAGAACGGCAAGCUCAGCUGCCCGGGGGAGUCCAGCUCGACGCUGGGCGGGGUCGAGCCUGCAGGGGUGACCGAGGAGGAACCCGGAAGGGACUCGGUAAAGGAGCCCGGCUUUAAACAUGAGCUGGGACAAGGAAGUGAUAAAGACAACCCUCCGGCAAGGACUCCAGAAGACCAAGCAGCUUUGAGCGAAGGGACUGAAUGUUUACAAGCACAGUUAGUAGCAGAGAAUGGAAGGACUAGCCCGGAAGGAAGUUGUGAUUCUGAGGCUGUAGUGCAGGAUACUAGUGAGGUAGGGGAAGACAGAACUUACGAAUCAAGGAAGGAAGAAGACACACAAGAUUCCGCCAUAUUUACGGAAGGAGAGAGAACUUUAACCACAUCUGCAGACGAUAGUGGUAUCCCUGGCGAUUCCGUUCAAAGGCGCUUAGUUUUUGACAAAACCAAUGCUGGAAAUGAUUCUGACGUCUUGGAGAAUACAAAGGGGCCAGACACCAUCCAGCCCGGGGAGUGGGGGCAGACGGACAGUCGUUGGGAACUGCCUGCCAUUGUCUUGGAUUGUGGGACGGACUCGGUGAAAGCAGGAUUCGCGGGGGAGGACACCCCAAGAGCCGUGGUGCCGACCGUAGUGGGGACACCUAGACACCAGAACGUGUUUAUCGGUGCCGACCAGCAGGACUGUUAUAUCGGCGAUAACGCAAUGGCGCGGCGGGGGGUCCUUUCCUUACGUCAUCCAAUCGUCAACCGUUACGUCAAAGACUGGGACGACUGGGAAAAAGUGAUGCAUCACGUGAUCACGACCACCCUGCGCGCGCAGCCAGACCGGCCCGUACUGCUGAUUGAGCCUGCGCAGAACCCCCUAGCGGAUCGGGAGAGGAUUGCAGAGUUGCUGUUUGAGGCUUUGGAUGUGCCCGGCCUGUACCUGGCGUCCCAGGCGGUGUUAGCGCUGUUCGCCUCCGGUAGGACCUCAGGAGUGGUGGUGGACUGCGGCGCCGGUCUCACGCACGUCGUCCCCGUGUACGAGGGGGUACCGCUCACACACGCCAUCCAGCGGAUCCCAGUGGCAGGACAGGACGUCACCGAGCACCUAGGCAGGCUGUUGGCACAGGCUGGACACGGACAGCUGAAAACUGAGAUCGUUAAUCAGGUGAAGAAUCAGCUGAGUUAUGUAACCAUGGACUAUGACGCGGAGGUACAGAGAAGUGUGACGUCACCAGAUGACGUACAGAUGACGUAUGACCUUCCGGACGGCCAGGUGUUGUCUGUGGGAGCCGAGAGGUUCAUGGCGCCCGAGGUGGUCUUCAGGCCCGAGCUUAUAGGAAAGGACUGUAGUGGCCUUCCCGGGGCAGUCCUCACCAGUAUCAUGCAGUGCGAUGUUGACCUCCGCCGGACGUACCUGGAGAACGUGUUCCUUAGCGGCGGCACGGCGUCCUGUCCCGGCCUGUUGGACCGCCUCUCCCGGGACCUGGCGGCCGUCGCGCCCGAGGACCAUCCCGUCACGGUCCGGCCCGCUACAGCGGACGUGCAGUUCUCAGCUUGGAAGGGAGGGUCCGUCCUGGCCGCUUUACGGUCCUUUCAGAACUCUUGGAUCACGCAGGAGGAGUUUGAGGAGCAUGGACCUAGCAUCGUCCAUAGGUGGAUCUAGCCCUAUCUAACACCACUGGCACAGCGCCGUCCAAAGAACAAUCUAGCCUCAUCUAGCACCACAUAGCUAUAGCAUCUUUAAAAGUGCUGCUACUUCCAGAACUCUUGGAUCACACAGGAGGAGUUUGAGGAGCAUGGACCUAGUAUCGUCCAUAGGAGGAUCUAGCCCUAUAUAGCACAACAUAGCGUCGUCCAUAGUAGAAUCUAGCCUUUUCUAGCAUCAACUAGCUAUGGCAUCUUUAAAAGUGUUGCUAAAGGUUGGGAGUCCUGACCGCUUUGCGGUCCUCCCAAAACUCCUGGAUCAGGCAGAAAGAUUUUGAGGAGCAUGGACCUAGCAUCGGUCAUAGGAUUAUCUAGCAUUAUCUAGCACCGCCUAGCAUCGUGCUGCUAUAACGGUUGGGAGGGCCCGUCCUGCACUAUUCACGACCCUUCCAGAACUCGUGGACCACGUAGGAGGACCUUGAGGAACAUGGGUUGUCCAUAGCAUUAGGAUCUAGCCUUAUCUAGCACCACAUAGCAUCGUUCAUAGCAGAAUCUAGCCUUAUGUAGCACCACCUAGCGUCAUUGAAGUGCUGCUAACCUAAUGGUUCUGUAAGUUUUUUCUGUAAUGUUCCUAGUAGAGUUUUAGCAUGAUUCGAAAUAUUGUAAUCAUGAAAAAUUGAUAAUACGGAUUGGAGACGAUUGUAAAUAUACAAGGAGCAAUAUAAACUUGAUAUGCCUCUGCAAUAUUUGUAAAUACUGCACACAAAACAAUGAAAUUUUAGGAACAGGGCAGGUCCCUAUACUAUAGCAAUGCACCAGGUAAUGGUGGUCCGCAUAGCAUAUCUGGGUUUUGCAUUCUCUGUUUUUACAACAAAAAUGUGCACCAUGAAAUACC
Messenger RNA from Branchiostoma belcheri (Belcher's lancelet), 2997 nucleotides. RefSeq names its product actin-like. The transcript has 7 exons. The record is from RefSeq and is a predicted model, not a curated record. NCBI's taxonomy places the organism in Eukaryota, Metazoa, Chordata, Leptocardii, Amphioxiformes, Branchiostomatidae. Bases 379 to 2121 code for a protein of 580 amino acids.